Dromiciops gliroides (monito del monte) is the source of this 3811-nucleotide messenger RNA. Its product is annotated as zinc finger protein 570-like. The record is from RefSeq and is a predicted model, not a curated record. Lineage: Eukaryota; Metazoa; Chordata; Mammalia; Microbiotheria; Microbiotheriidae. Gene Ontology annotation, biological process: negative regulation of transcription by RNA polymerase II. Bases 1432 to 3591 code for a protein of 719 amino acids. Gene Ontology annotation, molecular function: DNA-binding transcription repressor activity, RNA polymerase II-specific; RNA polymerase II cis-regulatory region sequence-specific DNA binding. The transcript is spliced from 6 exons.
UACCAUUUUACCUCCUGGAAACCUCUCUAUCUCUUAUUUGGUCAUGAACUCUUCCCUUAUCCAUAGAUUUGACAAGUGAUUUUUUUCCAAGCUCUUUUAAUUUUCAUGUGUUAUCAAUCUUUAUGUGUAAGUCAUGUAUCCAUUUUGAGCUUAUCUUAGUAUAUGGUGUCUACAUCUAGUUUCUGCCAGACUGCUUUCCAGUUUCCCAGAAAUUUUUGUCAAAGAGACAGUUCAUUGACCAUUAGAUGAGGAAAAUCUGUUCCAGUUAUGGAUUCUUUGAUUUAAAUUUCUCCAUUUAUCUUGGCCAUCCUUUGUGGCAUUUUCCCCCCAACAUUUGAUAAAGUUAAAAAAUAAUAAUUGUGUACUCGUGUGGAUGAUGGUAUAUCAAGUGUUAUAGCAAAUAUAAAGUAGGAGAAGAUAGUCUCUGACUUUGUGGAUUUUACAGUCUAAUGUGCUAUCUUCCCCAGUAAUACUAUGUAAGCUACUUAAGAGCAGGGAUGGUGUUAGGGGCUAUCCUCUGUUCAAGUUCCAUGUUCCAUGACAAAAUGAGACAUUAGCAAGUCACUGGAAACAGUUAACAUAAGGAGGCUUCUCUGGUUUUGGGGCCUCUCAUCUACCAUGUGGGAAUAAAUGUCUGGUCAGCUAAGCAGGAUAUGGUAAAUGAUAAAGAAAUUCACAUGGUCUUCAGAAAACUAUCAAAGUGGAGGGGCCCCACCUCCACCUGUACAGGGCUUUUCAUGCUCUUACAUGACCAAAGAAUUGUGUCAGAGGAGGAAGAGGCCAGUCGAGUCUCAAGGAUACCUUUGUUACCCUUUAGGAAAAUUAAUAAUCUCUGUUGUGAGAAGCAGGGAAAACAAAUCCCUGUUACAGUAAGUGGGGGGACCAUAAUGAUACUACAUAUGAGUUCAUUUUUGUUUUGAUAUCCCUAAUGCCUCAGAUGGUAUUUUAAUGGAUGCUUAAUCCAUAAUGGAUUGGAUUGGAUUGGAUUGAACUGAACAUGCUAUAAUGUGUUAAAGACCUCACUGGAAGUCAAGAGAUCUGUAUUCAGGUACAGGUUCCACUACCUACUUGUAAGUAUCUGAGUCUUUUUUCAGCUGAACAAUAAAAAGUAUAUUUGUACUCCCUAGCUAACAAGGUAAUUAAGAAGAAACUUCUUUGAAACGGGAUAUAACCAGUAGCUCUUCUGUAUGUUUGAGGCAAUGCUGAUACCUUAACAGUUUUGCUUAGUAAAUGUACUCCACUGCUGUACUUCUUUGUGGAUGAUGUGCAUGUCCACAAUCUCUGCAGGGUCCUGAUAUCAGAUGGUACGACUGAAAUUUCUGGAUCGCUCCAGCUGACCAUGAUGCAUCUCUGUCCACUGCAUCUUUGAGGAAAGUUUACAGAUUUCCAGUCUAUACUUCUGUUGACUAUGAAGAUUUUAAGUACAAGGCAAUGGUCCCAGAUAGAGAGAUGCUGACCUUGAAUAAGAUGAUUACCAUCUCCCUCAACCCCCAGAUGUUGGCUAUACAUGAACAAAACAGGUUACUGCAAAUAGAUGCUCCUGAUGAUCAGAUAACCAUCCUAGGAAGAGAGAAAUUUAAUCCCGAAAUUUCUCGCCAAAGCUUCAGAUGUUUUCCGUACCCAGAGAAAGCUGGACCCCGGGAGGCUGUGAACCAGCUCUGGGAACUCUGCCUUCAGUGGCUGAGGCCAGAGAUUCACACAAAGGAGCAGAUCCUGGAGCUACUGGUGCUGGAGCAAUUCCUGACCAUCUUGCCCAGUGAGAUCAGGAUUUGGGUGAAGUUGCAGCAUCCAAAGAGUAUUGAAGAGGUGGUCACCCUGGUGGAGGAUUUGACUCAAAUCCUUGAAGAGGAAGCCCUGUAUUCUCAGGAUUCUACCCUUCCCCAAGAAGGAAAUACAAAAAAGGAAGGAACAGCUACUGUGAUCCCAGUAGCAAAAUCUCAGGAAUUGAUGACUCUCAAAGAUGUGGCUCCAGACUUUACUUGGGAAGAGUGGAUACAAUUGGAUCCUGUUCAGCAAGACUUAUACAGAGAUGUGCUGCUAGAGAACUAUAGAAACCUGGUUUUACUUGGGCUUUCAGCUUCCAAACCAGAUGUGGUCUCACAGUUGGAGAACGAGAAAUUACCAUGGAUGCUUAAGAAUGAAGACACAAGAAACAUCUGUCCGUCAGGGCUUUCAGCUUCCAAACCAGAUGUGGUCUCCCAGUUGGAGAAUGAGAAAUUACCAUGGAUGCUUAAGAAUGAAGACACAAGAAACAUCUGUCCAUACUGGGAAACAGGGCUUAAAUCACAGGAUUCCAUUCCAAAGCAGAAAACUUCUAUGGAAGAGUCAUCUCAGGAGAUGAUAAUGGAGAGAACCACAAGACAUACUUCCUGGAACUCCAAACCAAAAGAAUCCUCUCAAUGUCAUGGCUCACUAGUGAGGCAGCAUGGUUACCAGGAGAAAAAAUUGAAGCAAGUAACAGUCACACAUGAGGAAAAAUCAAGUAAGGAAAGAAACUCUGACAGUAAUGAGUUUGAGAGAAGCUUCAGUCUAAGAUCAAUCCUGGUUAAACAACAGACAGUUCCUAUAGUGAGAAGUUUCUAUAAGUAUAAUACUUAUAGAAAUAGCAUCAAAGAUGAUUUGCAUCUAAUUGAACAUCCAAAAAUCUUCACAAUAAAUAAACCUGUUAACUGUAAUGAAUUUGGGAAAGACUUAAACCUGAUUUUACAGCUUAAUGUUCAGAAAAUUCAUGCAGAAAACCAAACCUAUAAAUGUAAUGAAUGUGAGCCAACUUUUAACAAGCAGGUACACCUUACUCAGCAUCAGAAAAUUCAUUCUGGAGACAAAUCCUAUACAUGUAAUGAAUGUGGGAAGGCCUUUUUUUUCAAGUCACACCUUAGUCAGCAUCUGAUAAUUCAUUCUGCAGAGAAGCCCUAUAAUAAAUGUAUUGAAUGUGAAAAAUUCUUCAGUCAGAGGACACAUCUUGCUCAACAUCAGCACACUCACAAUGGAGAGAAACCAUUUAAGUGUACUGAAUGUGGGAAAGCCUUCAGCCUAAUUUCACAACUUAAUCUUCAUCAAAGAAUUCAUUGUGAAGAGAACCCUUAUAAGUGUAAUGAAUGUGGAAAAGCCUUCAUUUUCAGAUCCCGACUUAAUGAACAUCAAAUGAUUCAUGCUGGAAAGAAACCUUAUAAAUGUAAUGAAUGUGGGAGAACCUUUACAAAGCAAUCAAAUCUUAAUCAACAUGAAUAUACUCAUAUUGGAGAAAAACCAUUUAAGUGCAAUGAAUGUGGUAAAGGAUAUAACUACAUUUCACAAUUUAAUCUUCAUCAAAGAAUUCAUUCUGGAGAAAAACCCUAUAAAUGUAAUGACUGUGGGAAAGCCUUCACUAAGCGAUCAAACCUUACUCAACACCAGCAAAUUCAUGCUGGAGUGAAACCCUACAAAUGUAACGAAUGUGGGAAAGCCUUCACUAAGCGAUCAAACCUUAUUCAACAUCAGGAAAUUCAUGCUGGAGUGAAACCCUACAAAUGUAACAAAUGUGGGAGAGCCUUCACUAAGCGAUCAAACCUUACUCAACAUCAGCAAAUUCAUGCUGCAGAAAGAUCCUAACAAUCCAAUUAAUGUGAGAAGGCUUUGCCCAGCAGUUCACAACUUCCUGAACAUCUGAGAAUUCAUACAGAAGAACAAUGUUGUUAAAAGUAAUGAUAAAGGGGCAGCUAGAUGGCGCAGUGGAUAGAGCACCGUCCCUGGAGUCAGGAGGACCUGAGUUCAAAUCCGGCCUCAGACACUUAAUACUUAACUAGCUGUGUGACCCUGGGCAAGUCACUUA